AUGGAGCACCAGCGUGGACACCGAGCACCAGGAGAUCUUGAGGUCGGUACGGCAGACCUCUUCCUGCCGCAUGAGGUUGCCCACACUGCGCCCCGGUCCGCGCCGCCCGACUGGCUUCUUGUGUGGGAGGAAAGGCGCCCCCGAUUCCUGGCUGAGAUGAUUGCCGAAGCUUUUGGCGUCUUCCUCUACUGCUGGGCCGGUAUGGGUGCGACAGCCGCAUUUAUCAUUGCAGCAGCCAAUAAGGAGGAUGGCUUUGGUAGCCUCCAGACCGUUGCAUGGAGCUACUCCUUUGCUGUGGCUGUCGCUCUCAUCUUCAUCGCCCCAACCUCUGGUGGCCAUCUCUCACCCGGUGUAACCAUCUCAUUUGCAAUCUUCAAAGGUUUCCCGUGGCGCAAAGUCCCGCACUACAUCAUCGCUCAAAUCAUCGGUGCCUUUCUGGGCUCGCUUAUGGUCUACGCCCAGUUUGCUCCCCAGUUCCAUGCCAUUACGGACAAGAUGCUUGCCGCUGGCGAAGACAUUUUCUCUCCGGCGUCACCCGUCGGCGCGAUCGCCCUCUUUGUCCCCGAGAACGCAAACCUCGGCUUCGUCUUACUCAACGACUUUUUCUGCACAUUCAUUCUCGGCGUCGCCAUCUACUGCGUCAUUGACCCUACCAACGUCUUUAUCACGCCCUCUGGCGGGCCCCUGAUCAUCGCCCUCACCUUCUUCUGCGUUAUUGCGUGCUUUGCCCCCAACGGCAUUGCUCUCAACACCGCACGUGACCUUGGCGCCCGCCUCGCCAUGGCAUGUGUCUAUGGCCGCGGCGCCUUCCCACCCAAAUACACUGCCCUCGCAUGUCUCUCCAACAUUCUCGCGACGCAGGUCGGCGCCAUGUUCCAGAUCAUGUGGCUCUCAGACAGCAUCCGCCCGCACUCGUCUGGCGCGAUCGAGACCCACAAGCACGUCCUCCAGGUCGAGGAGGGGCACAUCACCCGCAAGCUCACUGCGCGCGCCAACGCCGGAUAUUGCGAAGAGAGCGGCCCAAUCUCCCGUAUUCUUUCUACUGGUGCUCUGUCUGGCAAGACCAAGAUGGGGAGCGCCCCCCAGCAUAUUGAGAAGGUUGGAUAA
Messenger RNA from Cutaneotrichosporon cavernicola, 1107 nucleotides. RefSeq lists its product as uncharacterized. Lineage: Eukaryota; Fungi; Basidiomycota; Tremellomycetes; Trichosporonales; Trichosporonaceae. The record is from RefSeq and is a predicted model, not a curated record. Bases 1 to 1107 code for a protein of 368 amino acids. Gene Ontology annotation, molecular function: water channel activity; glycerol channel activity. Gene Ontology annotation, biological process: glycerol transmembrane transport; water transport. Gene Ontology annotation, cellular component: plasma membrane. The transcript is spliced from 4 exons.